Molecule: messenger RNA, 1939 nt
Organism: Bactrocera oleae (olive fruit fly)
Lineage: Eukaryota; Metazoa; Arthropoda; Insecta; Diptera; Tephritidae
Gene: Snx16
Product: sorting nexin 16
Biological process (GO): protein targeting to lysosome; endosome to lysosome transport; early endosome to late endosome transport
Cellular component (GO): late endosome; early endosome; extrinsic component of endosome membrane
Molecular function (GO): phosphatidylinositol binding
Source: RefSeq, a predicted model, not a curated record
UAUAUAGUUUUUUUUUGUUUACUAUGUCACCAUUCGUUUUAUCAAAUAUGCAAACGCAGCACAAACCUUCAUGUAGAAUAGCUCAUCAAAGCAGAAAUAACAGAACACAAAAUUUUGCUGACGGAAUUUGUGGAGUACAUUGCCGUUGUUUUCCAAGUUUUCCUUUGUUGAUUUGUUUGUAGUAUAUGUAUAUUUUUUGUACGUGAUCUUUAUUGUGAUAAAUUCAAUCAAAAAAAUAUAUAUUUUGGUCUCACACUGUUUGCAAAGCAGAAUUGUUGUGAUGUUUUCGCAAAUGGCAAAUAUAUUUCUAUGUUCCCAACGCACUACCUCCCUGUUCAAACACAUUCCAGCACAAAAAACGUCAACCAACUGCGAUGUCUCUACGUGCAAUUAAGAAACGUGAAAAUCAGCAAACUUCGUCAACUGGCGCACGCCAACCGCUCUUUAAGAAAUCCAAUACAUCUCCACAACAACGCAAGCCGCUAUUAACGGCAAGUGGUGCUAACAACAGUAACAAUAUCUCGAAGCCUAAUAAUACUGCCAUUUUUAAACAAUCAAGUAGUCUACAUUCACUACGCAAUCUACAGAACCAACACACCUUACUCGAUCGCGCAGUACACUCCAGCCCAGAACUACGUUAUCCGCAAAGUAUUGACAACAAUACGGUUGAAAGCUUCGCGCAUGUGGUACGCACCAAAUCUGAUGGCGAUUUGAGAGCAUUGCUAAAAAGUUGUACGGGUAAUGCAGCAGACACUGCAGGUCGUGGCUUGAUUGGUGCUAAAUCAGAAGUGUGUUUGGAAUCCAUUUCUUCGCACAGCUACCAAGACGGAAGUCAAACUACGUCUAUAUCCAGUGAUACAACUCCAACGCCACCUACAACAUUGCGUACAAAUAUUUGUAAACCUAUUGAUUCGCUACAGCACCCAACAACCAGUACCACAGGUAAUAUGUUGUCCGGUGCUCGCUCACAUCGUGACCUUUCACAGUCAGCUUACGCCGCUAGUACCGGCACGUAUGACAUCACACUUUCACCAACACGCCGACGUAUGAGCGAAUGUAGUUUAAAUUCGAGUACGAACCUUUCGCAACGCACCAGUGCAAUGUCCAGUAGUGUAUUAACACUUUCAUCAAAUAAUCCUGCCACAAAUGAGCCGAACACAGUGAUGCGUGUGCCUAUAAUCGGUUAUGAGGUAAUGGAGGAACGUGCGCGUUUUACAGUGUACAAAUUGCGUGUAGAAAACCCAAUGACCAAUGAUUGUUGGUUAGUGUUGCGACGCUACACAGAUUUCGUUCGUUUGAAUACGAAACUUAAACAGCUGUUUCCAAAUGUUGCGCUGUUGUUGCCACGCAAGAAAAUAUUUGGGGACAACUUUAAUGCCGUCUUCCUGGAUAAUCGUGUGCAGGGUCUACAAAUAUUUGUCAAUUCCAUUAUGGCCAAGGAGGAGUUACGAAAAUGCAAAUUGGUGCGCGAAUUCUUUUGUCUAGAUGAACCGCCUUCAUACUCUGAAUCUAUGGAGGAGUGUAGGGCAAUUUUUGAAGCACAAGAAGAAACGAUAGCACAUCUAAAAGUGCAAAUAAAUAGCAAAAACGAAUUGAUAUUAAGUUUACAGCAAAAGCUAAGAGAUGAAAUUGCGGAAAAAGAGCAGCUAAAAAUUGCGAUCAAAGACGCAUCCGCCAAUUGUAUGCAGUGCGCUGCUGCGAAGCAGAGUACUUCCUAAAACAAGUACAACACAUCUCACACAAAUAAUUACCACGUAAGAUAUUAAGUUUAAUUGAUUGAUUGUAUGUGUUAUGCAAAGCAUAGCUGUCGACAAUUAGAAAAACAAUUAUUAAAUCAAAGAGAAGAUAUUCUGCUGCAAUAAUUGCAAAAUAAAACUUCGGUCAAAAUUCGAGUUUCUCAACAAUUAAAUUAAAUUAAAUUAUUUUCAUUUGGAUAAAA